This is a messenger RNA of Mobula hypostoma (lesser devil ray), 3513 nucleotides long. RefSeq names its product patched domain containing 4 (gene ptchd4). NCBI's taxonomy places the organism in Eukaryota, Metazoa, Chordata, Chondrichthyes, Myliobatiformes, Myliobatidae. The coding region runs from base 796 to 3513 and encodes 905 amino acids. The transcript is spliced from 3 exons. Gene Ontology annotation, cellular component: membrane. The record is from RefSeq and is a predicted model, not a curated record.
ACAGAAUAUGGUUGGAAAAAUCUCACCGAGCCAAUACAUAAUUUUAGACACAGACUGUGCUAUGUUAAUAACGUUAAGCAUCCUUUAAGAAACACUUCAGUUACUGUAGAAAUAAUAAAACCGUCCGGCAAAUUAAAACCACGCAGAGGCUGUUAAGAAGCCAAACAGAAAGCCUUUCCUCCGGACUCUGAUCUCUUUAACACUUGAAUGGACCGAGCAAAGCCGACUGAAGACGACCCGAAGAUCCUUCAUCGUCCUGGUUUCGAAAUCACCUAUGUACACAAAUCCUCACAGGAAACAGUACUUCGCCGGCCAAAUAGGGGAAAAUAGGACCAGCAGAUCGAGCACUUAUAUAACAGAAAUCGAUUAUUCCCAGUUUAGUGAACUGCACCAAUACAGUGCCCGUGAUAUGAAUGGUUCUAGUUCGGUGCCGGAUGCUCCAUUCACUCGGGAUCCAGUGUUGUGUGGAAGGCUCUAAAAAUAGACAUUCGACAUCCACCCCCAUUCAGGAUCACACACUGGGUUCGAGUAGGUCCACAAAUUAGAGUACGCCUAUACAGCAUUCCCAACAGUCCUAUACUGCUCCCUAAUGCACACAUGUUUGGAGGGCGAUGCGGUGAAAUAAAACUAUUACUGCUGAAUGUCGAAGCGAGGGCUGGCCUUAAAACAAAAAAAAAAGCCCUGAGUGAUCAAUAGUUGGCCAGCUGCUGCGAAUUGCUGCAGUGUUCCCAGAGUAUUACCCAAAAAGGAUUGGUGUGGAUUGACAUGUAAAAAAGGGGGCAAGCCAGAUGUCAGAUGAGCCUAACAGAAAGAAUCCAGGGCUGGGGGAUCUGCAAGAGCUGGAGGAGGAUGCUGCGGCAAGUCGUGUACUCAGGGCUGAAGGGAUGUUUUUACUGGUUGGGAUUAUUCGUGAGCAGACAUCCCGUCUUUUUCCUGACAGUGCCCUCCAUCCUGUCCAUUCUGUUCGGGGCGACCUUCCUCAAUAAAUUUCAGCGUGAAACUGACCUGGAGUUGCUGGUGGCGCCCAAACACAGCCUGGCCAAGAUCGAGAGGACCCUGGUGAACAGCCUUUUCUCCAUCAACCAGUCCAAGAAUAACCUGUACUCGGCUCUGCAUACCCCGGGCAAAUACGGAAGGGUGGUCCUCACCUCUCUCUCGGGCGCUGAUAUCCUGGAGAGAGCAGAUCAGAUCUUGCAGAUGCAUAAAGCCGUGCUGGAUAUGCGAGUCAACGGCUCGGGUUUCAGUUAUUCUUUCUCUCAUAUUUGUAUGUUGCGGAACAGAGACAAGAGGUGCGUGCUUGACGAUAUCAUCGAAGUGUUGGAGGAUCUAAGUCAAGCCGCGCUGACUAAUAAUACAGGACCGAGGAAGUCACUGCGCUACCCAAACACUGAAUUAAAGGACGGCAGGGUGACGUUUAUUGGGCAUCAGCUUGGAGGUGUGAUCUUCAUCCCUAACAGCAGAGAACACCAGGUUAAAUCAGCCAGUGCGGUGCAGAUUACCUACUACCUUCAAAGCUAUGGGUCUGCUUUACAAGACAUUGCAGAGAAAUGGGAAACUGAAUUCUGUCAGCUCGUGCUAAAAUUUCAACAGGAGCACAAUGAUCUGAAGCUGUAUCCUCUGACGUCUUCUGGUCUAUGGAAGGACUUCUAUAAGACCAAUACUGUGGCCAGAACGGAGGUGGUGGUGAGCCUGGUGUUGGUUCUAAUUGCAGCCACUCUCACCAGCUCAAUGAAGGACUGCCUUCGCAGCAAACCUUUCCUAGGACUACUAGGAAUUAUCACAAUCUGCCUUUCCACUGUGACUGCAGCAGGGAUAUUCAUCAGCACAGAUGGCAAAUACAACUCCACUCUGCUGGGAAUCCCUUUCUUUGCCAUGGGCCACGGAACUAAAGGAGUAUUCGAGCUUCUCGCUGGAUGGCGGAGAACAAAAGAAGGUUUACCAUUCAAGGAAAGAAUAGCUGCUGCCUACUCAGAUGUGAUGGUGUCCUACACGAUGACAAGCUCACUCUACAUCAUCACAUUUGGGAUGGGCGCAAGCCCAUUCACAAACAUUGAAUCUGUUAAAAUCUUCUGUCAGAACAUGUGCGUCACUGUUCUCGUGAACUAUUUCUAUGUCUUCUCCUUUUAUGGCUCUUGCUUGGUAUUUGCUGGACAACUGGAACAGAACCGCUACCACAGUAUAUUUUGCUGCCGAAUUCCUUCACCAGAGUACCUGGCCUCCAGGCCUGUGUGGUUUAAAGCGAUGAUGAAUGAUGGAUUCCAGCAGCCCAGCUCUCAUGAAUGUGAUCCAUACCAGAAACAUUUCAUUCAGCGUUUCUUGAGGGAGCAUUAUACUGAAUGGAUCAUUAAUACCUAUGUCAAGCCUUUUGUUGUGUUACUGUACCUGAUUUAUGUGUCGUUUUCCUUUAUGGGAUGUUUACAAAUCAGUAAUGGAUCAAAUCUUCUUAAUGUGCUUGCAAGUGACUCACAAAGUGUUUCUUUUACAAUAAUCCAGCAAAAAUACUUCAGCAACUACAGUCCAGUCAUAGGAUUUUAUAUCUAUGAGCCAAUAGAAUACUGGAACAUAACAAUACAGGAGGAUCUGCGAGUUAUCAGCAGGGGGUUCAUCAGAAUAUCAUGGAUUGAGCAUUACUUACAAUACUUAAAAAAACUCAAUGUUACAGUACUAACCAAAAGCGAUUUCAUCAAUAUUCUAGCCAAUUCAUUUCUGAAGCAACCAGAAUUUCAAAACUACAUGGAUGAUAUCAUUUUCUCAAAGACAUCAGAGGAAGUAGAUAUCAUUGCUUCCCGGAUGUACAUGGUGGCUAGAACUGCAGAGAAUAUUCAUGAUGAAAUGAUUGAUUUGCUGGAAACAUUGAGGAAACACUCCCUCAUUUCUCGAAUAAAAUACAUAGUGUUCAACCCGACAUUUGUUUUCAUGGAUCGAUAUAGUUCUUCCAUCACUUCGCCGGUCCUGAACUCCAGUGUUAGUGUCCUGGUCAUCCUGCUGCUGACUAUUUUCCUGGUUAUCAAUGCACUGGGUAACGUUUGGGUGAUACUUAGUGUUACCUCAAUGGAGUUUGGUGUGGUUGGACUGAUGACACUAUGGAAGGUAGAUAUGGACAGCGUUUCAAUCUUGUGCCUUAUCUACUCUUUGAACUAUGCCAUAGAUCACUGUGCACCUCUGCUCUUUACAUUUGUUUUAGAAAAAGAACGCACCAGGACUGAAUGUAUCAAAAACUCUUUGGAAUGGAAUGGAGCAGCCAUCUUGCAGAGUAAUAUUUGUUUUCUUUUAGGGUUAUUGCCCCUGUUUUUUGUGCCUUCAAAUUUGACCUUCACACUGUUCAAAUGCUUACUCCUCACAGUCACCUGCACACUGCUACAUUGCUUUGUAAUAUUACCUGUCUUUUUAACAUUUUUUCCUCCAUCUAAGAAAAGACACAAGAAAAGGAAACGUGCAGAAAGGAAAGAGGAGAUUGAAUCUGUGGAGGUACGAGAUAACUCAGGAAUGGUUGAUCAUGUCACCUCAGUCUGA